UUUUUUUUUUUUUUUUUUUUUCUGUAUGACAGAGCCCUGGACUUGCUUUGUAGACCAAGCUGGCCUCAAACUCACAGAGAUCUAUCUCUCUCUGCCUCCGGAGUGUUGGUGUUAAAGCUAUGUGCCAUUCAACCAGCUUCAACAUUAGGCUUUUAAAGGUAUAAAAGCUCAAAUGCAUACCUCUAUGCCUCCAAGGCACCAUCAGAUCUACGUGGAAGAGGUGCAGAAAGAUCAGAAAUUGGAGAUGGCUGCAGGGCCCAGCCCAGGUCCAACUUGGCAUCCCUCCUGCAGAUCACCUUGCACCUCCUUGGCCUCUGCGCCUCUCUCUAGAUACAAAGUUCCAUCACCAGCUUCAGGUGGGUGGCUCUGGACUCUAAAACUCCUAUCUGUAGCCAAGGCCACUUUCUGUCAUGUUCUUUCUUCACCUGGCUCACACUAAUCCCAAACCCCAAUAUUUUCUCAGAUGCCCAGGGUCUCACUCACCCCUAAAUGGCCUGGUUGUUUUCUGGCAGCCCCACCUACAGGCUGGUCUCUGGAACCUAUCCAUUCCUUCUGGUUAGGCGGAUACUAAAGUAGUGAAGAGUUUUAUUUACUGUGCUCACAUUCUGUCUCCUCCGUCUACUUCCCUAGAUCUGGGCCCGGCAGGAAGUUGUGAGGGAAUGAGUACAGUGCUUGAGGAAUGAAUGUUAAUUACACUAAUGGGUCAGACCCUGGCUUUUUCUACUUGAGCCCUAAUUUUGCCUGAGAAAGUGUUUUGGUUUGUUUUGAUUUCUUUUCUUUUCUUUUCUUUUCUUUUUUUUUUUUUUGGAGCUGGGGACCGAACCCAGGGCCUUGCACGAUUUUUUUUUUUCUAAAUAGGAGGUUUUCUAUGUAGCUUAGGCUGACCUAGAACUCAGUAUGUAGACCAGGCUAACUAAACUCACAGUUAUCCAAUCUACCCUAGUGAUGGCAAUAAAGGUGUGCACAGCCUUUAUCCACAGCCCAAGAAAGCGCUCUCUCUCUCUCUCUCUCUCUCUCUCUCUCUCUCUGUGUGUGUGUGUGUGUGUGUGUGUGUGUGUGUGUGUGGUUAUGUGCAGUUGAAUGCAGGUGACUGCAGAAGCCAGAAGAGGGCGUUAGGUCUCUUAAAGCUGGAGUCAUAGGCAAUUGUGAGCUGCCCUGUGUGGAUGCAAAGAGCUGAACUCAGUCUCUUAACUAAUGAACCUCCAGACUCUAGUCUGAGAAAUUUUUACAUGACCCUGUGCUUAUAGGUGUAUAAUAUGGACAUAGAAAUCUAAUAUUUCCUGAUAAUGUAAAGAGGAUUUAAAAACAAUUCUUUUGUACAGAUAUAAUUGUAUCACUUAUUAGAAACAAAAGCAAACUUGCAUACUAAUAACCCGGGUGUACUUGUUUUGUUGUUGUUAUUUGUUUUUUUGUUCGUUUUUUUUGAUCCGUGUAGCCCUGAAUGUCUUGAAGUUUACUCUGUAUGUAGCUCAUGCUGGCCUUGAACUCACAGAGAGCCAUCCGCCUCUGCCUCUGGAAUGCUGAGAUUAAAGGAAUGCGCCACCACCGUCUGGCAGGAGAAACUUUUUAUGUACAGCCACGGUCUUGGAAUUCAUAAUAUAUUGUCCCCGAAUAGACUCUGAGACAGUGCUCUUUAGCAUUGCAGAGCAUGAUGUGUGCAGUUCAAAUGACGCACUCUACGUUCCCAAAGCUGCACGAAUUUAUUUGUUUGUUUUUGUCUUUGAGACAGAGUCUGUGUAGUUAGGCCUGCUUGUUCUGGAUGUGAGUCUGCUAUGUAGACCAGGCUGGUCUUAAAUUCACAGAAUUCCUCCUCCGGAGUGCUGAGAUUAAAGGCCCACGCCACCACGAGUUUUGAAUGCAAAUUUUGGAUAUCAUGGACCCUCGGGGUCCAGCCCCUCAGCCUUUCCAGCAGCUUGAGAAACCUGGUCGAAUUCGCCGUCGCAAGACCAGGAGGGAGCGAAAUAAGGCCCUGGUGAGCAGCCACAGGCCAUUGGCCCGUCAGGAUCCUCCCAUAUCCAGCCGGGAUCCAUGUGUGAUCUUCCAGGAACCUGCAACCUCCACAGCCCCCAAGCUCGUUGUGAUAACUCAGGGCAGGUUGAGCCGGGAGCACAGGGGUCUCUUCAACCAUGAGGUGAAGUCCCUGGAUGUGGCCCGGCUGCUUAACAGGGGCUCCUUGGAAUCAUGUACCCCUCUGCUACCAACCAAGUCCUCCUGCAGCCCAGUCAGAGUUCAAGAACCAGACCUUCAGUCAAAAGGCAAGGAGAACAAGGUACCAGGAGGCUCAGGCCCAGGCCCACCAAAUUCCCCAGAUCUCCCUGUGUUGGGGCAACUGCUGGAGGAGCUGCAGUGCCAGCUGGUUGUGCCACAAGCCUUCCCCAGGAGGAACCUAGUGCAGGAGGCCAGAGAUACCAUCAUAAGAACCUUACAGGGCUGCCAUGGCUGUGUGCCUGAUCUUGCCCUGGUGCUCCGAGGUUGCCAGCUACCCUUGCCUGAAGCCAAGCGGAGGGCCCCUGAGAGACAGAGGAUGGCACCUUCUUGUAUCAACGCUCCUGAGCAUGCUCCACGGGAGGGGAGGCAAAGGACUCAGCAGGCAACAAAGGGGUGCAACUUUGCCCUGCCGCACACUUGCAGCAGCAUCACCCCUGCACACAGGGUCAGCCAGGUGCAGCCUCCAGAUCGACAACUGCCAUUCCUGUCCUCAGCAUCUUCACCAUCUGGAGCAGCUUGGGGUCCUCCAACAGCUUUUGAUAUGCUGAAAAGCAUCUGGCUCAUAGCCACACCACCCCCUCCCCAGCCCUGGGAUGUCUGCCCACCUCAGCCCCUACCUCAGCCAUCCUUACCCUUGUUACCCAGAACAUCUGCCUUGGACUGGAGCCCCAAUCCUCCUGCCCCACUGCCCAGUCUCUCCUGGGUGGUGACUCAGAGCAGUCCAGAGGCUUGGUCCUUCCCCCCAAUGAGACUGUACUGAGGAGAUUAGGUAGGGCUGGGGGCAGGUAUCCCACACUCCCAGUCACCUCAAUAAAACACCUUCUUGGUCCUCUUGA
Rattus norvegicus (Norway rat) is the source of this 3044-nucleotide messenger RNA. The record is from RefSeq and is a predicted model, not a curated record. Lineage: Eukaryota; Metazoa; Chordata; Mammalia; Rodentia; Muridae.